Xyrauchen texanus (razorback sucker) is the source of this 795-nucleotide messenger RNA. It is a transcript of the gene hce2l2, whose product is annotated as hatching enzyme 1.2. The transcript is spliced from 7 exons. Gene Ontology annotation, biological process: proteolysis. Gene Ontology annotation, molecular function: zinc ion binding; metalloendopeptidase activity. NCBI's taxonomy places the organism in Eukaryota, Metazoa, Chordata, Actinopteri, Cypriniformes, Catostomidae. The record is from RefSeq and is a predicted model, not a curated record. The coding region runs from base 1 to 795 and encodes 264 amino acids.
AUGCUCAAUGGGAUUGAGAUCAGGGCUCUUCGCAGGCCGAAAACCACAUACAGAUCUAGCAGUAUGGCUGCUCACCUUGAGGAAAAUAAUAAAUCUGCCAUGGACAAGAUCAUUGAUGUAAAUGACUAUCAAGGUGUUUUUUCUGUGGAUGGCACUAGUCUCAGAGAGGGAGAUAUAGCUGUGUCCGGUCGGAGUCAGAGGAGCUGUUUUGCCAGGAGCUGUCUGUGGAGCAAGUCUGUGGAUGGACAUGUGUACAUUGCAUACAUACUCUCUCCUGAGUACAGUGAUGUAGACAGGAUGGGUGUUAAGAGAGGGAUGGAGCUCAUUGAACGUGACACUUGUGUGCGCUUCGUGCCCAGAACACACCAAAGGGACUACCUGGAUAUCCAGCCCAAAUCAGGGUGUUGGUCAUAUCUGGGGGCACGUGGUGGUAGACAAACUCUUUCUCUACAGACACCCGACUGUACCGGGUCAGGGGUCACCUCCCAUCAGCUAAUGCAUGCCCUGGGCUUUGUGCAUGAGCAAUCACGAGCCGACCGGGACAAGUAUGUCACAGUCAUGUGGUCAAAUGUAUGGAAAGACAGGGCGAGAAAUUUUGAAAAGUUCAGAACAAACAACUUGGACACCCCUUAUGACUACAGCUCUAUCAUGCACUUUGGAAGGUAUGCCUACACUGAAGAUGGUGGUCCGACCAUUGUACCGAAACGGACAUGGAAUGUGAAGAUUGGUCAGAGAUUUGGGCCCAGUGACUUGGACAUAAUGAAGAUCAAUAAACUGUAUGAAUGUGAUGUGUAA